Messenger RNA from Setaria italica (foxtail millet), 641 nucleotides. RefSeq lists its product as uncharacterized. NCBI's taxonomy places the organism in Eukaryota, Viridiplantae, Streptophyta, Magnoliopsida, Poales, Poaceae. The record is from RefSeq and is a predicted model, not a curated record. The transcript has a single exon. Bases 153 to 560 code for a protein of 135 amino acids.
GAGAGAGCGAAGAGAGAGAGCCCCUCUCUCCCACGACCCCCACGCCUCGGAAGCGAAUCCCCCGCGCCGGAAGCCAAAGCAAGCCACGGCCGCCGCGGGGAGUCGGGAAGGGAGAAGCAACUAAGCAAGCGAGCGCGGAGGGCCGGAGGGGCAUGACGCGAAGGAAGAAGGCGGCGGCCGAGGUCCCCGCGAAGAAGCGGCCGGGAGGAGGGCCCGGGCCCGGCGCGUCCCCGGCGGCGCCGCCCGCGGACCCCACCGCCGGGAGCCGCGCGGCGGUGGCGGAGUGCGCGGCGGCGUGCUGCGUGCUCUGCGCGUGCCUGCCCGUGGCCGUGCUCUGCUGCGUGGCGCGCGCGCCGCUCCGCGUCGCGAGGCGGUGCUGCGGCAGGUGGAGGCGGCGGCCCCGGCGGCGGCUCGCGCCGGGGGGAUCGUCGUCGUUCUCGGACGCCGAGGUCGGGGAGUUCCUGCGGGGCGGCGCCGGCAGGCGGGCAAUGGGGCGGGAGGAGGACCGGGCCCCGGCUCGGUCGCGGUCGCCGCGUGCGCGUGGAGGCCGGACAUCCUAGCAGCCGCAGCCGGCGCGUCUACCGCCGCCGCCGCGGCGCCGCCUCGGGAUCGGAGGAGGUAGCGUCAAGUUAGUCAGUUAC